GUAGAGAAGUGUUCGGGGCGAUUUGCGAUGACGGACAGGGCUUCAAAGGGCCCCGGAGGGCCAGAGAGGUGGAUGUAAUACUGGGCUGUGAAGUCUCGAUUAAAUUAGCAGCCCCUGCUACAAUGUAAGAGUCACAUAAGAAGGCGGUUAAUGUGAUGUCUCAUGGCGACAAUGUCCCAAGCACGGUCCUUCUUCACCGCCGUUACAUUGCUGGCGGUGCAGCUUUGCACGGGUAAACUCGGACUACUGUGUGGAUCCACACUUGGAGCAUCUCUGGUGGCAUGUGAGAAAUCCUGUUCCAUCUGGUCCAGUUCCGGACCUGUGGUGCAGCGAGGCUCCAGUUUUCAGGUGUACUGCACCUUUAACUGCAAGUGCAAGGGAUCCAUGUACAGUGACCAUCCACCCACACUACAGAACCACAUAGAACUGAAUUCUACAACCAUAUAUUUUAAUGUGGUGAACAUAACAAAGAACAGAACAUACAGCUGUCAGUGUAACUGUCCUCCUAAACUGGACCCCUGUGGACUGGACAUCUCAGCUGGGUACCUACCAGAUCGCCCUAAAAACAUUACAUGCAUCUACGAGGUCAUAAAUAAUAAAAGUGGAGUUGUGUUCUGCACGUGGAACAGAGGACGGGAUACUUAUUUUAGAAAUAGUUCAGAGCUGUGGGUGAGAACUGUGUCAGGAAAUCACACAAGUGGACCACAGGCGCACAAAGUCUCCAGUAAGGCAACUGAUUUACUGUCAGUUAAUUUCACUGUGUCCCGAUCUGUCCACCUCAUCUCUGUGUGGGUACACGCCCAAAAUCCACUGGGCUCUGCAGUGUCCUCCGCCAUCAACUACGCUCUCAGUGACAUUGCGAUGCCAUCCCCUCCUGUUCUUUGCCAACCCACGUGCUCUUCCCGGGAGUGCAUCAUUAAAGUGAAUCAGUCUGUGAGGACUCAACACCUGGAGAUCCAAUACAAAGUAGCAGAACAGACAUGGACAUCUUAUCCAGACCAAGGCUUGCAGAUGAGUACAAUUCAGGACUGGUCCAUCUCCUCUCUGAAGCCCUACAGGUUGUACCAUUUCAGAGCCCGAUCCAAAUUUAGCACCGGCUUGUGGAGUCACUGGAGCACAAACAUUUCUAGCUGGACUCAGGAGGAGGCUCCUGCAGAAGAGUUGGAUGUGUGGUACGCUGAACCUGCAUCUCACUUAAAAUCCAUGAGAAUUUACUGGAAGGAGGCGAACAAUUCCAUCUCUAGAGGGAAGAUCAUAGAUUACAAAGUCAGAGUUUACAGCUCAGACUCUGGAUUGGACUUUGUCAUUAACUUAACUCGCGAUGCCAGGAAUCAUUCAGUCCCGAUCUGUGCUAACUGUGAAGUGAUAUUAUGGGCUCGCAACUCCAAAGGGCUUUCCCCACCUGCUAGAAUUAUAGCACGUCAUACAAAAGCCAAGUUCUCUCAGGAUGUGCAAGCAACGGCAGGCAACCACAGUGUCACCAUCUCCUGGAGGAAGCCUGAAACUGCACCGUUACCUACAGCGUAUGUGGUGGAGUGGUACCCAGAGGGUCACAAGCUGGAGGAGCUCAGAUGGGUCAAACUGGGCAGGAAUGACAGCCAAGCAGUCAUUACAGAUAUUAAGCCAUUCGAGUGCUACGAGGGAGCAGUGUAUGCUUUCUAUAAUGAGAGCUCAGUGAGCAGGACCAUGUUUGCAGGUGUCACCAGUUUGGAGUUCGUUGCAGCCCCAACAGCUGGUCCACUGGUCCAAGAGAAGGUUGAGGGACACACGGUGACAGUGACCUGGACAGAGCUUCCCAGGAGCCAGCGGGGUGGUUGUAUCACCAAGUAUACCAUCUACAUAGAGAAUGACAGCGGAUACCAGCAGACUUACUCAGUGGCGGCAUCAGAGAGGAUGUAUAUGAUCAAAGGCGUGUCUCCAGCGGUCUACAGCCUGUGGAUGACUGCCUCGACUGCUAAAGGAGAGGGCCUUGCGGGUCAAAAACUCAAGUUCUUCAUCCAGCAGGAAGAUCCACUAUCCCCUAUAAUAGUGUGUGGUGUCGGCUUCCUGAUUGUGCCAGUUCUGCUGUGUCUGUACCAGAGUUCAGCAGUAAAACGGAAGUUCUGGGUGCUUUUCCACUGCCUCAAGCUUGAUAAAGUGCCAGAUCCUCAAAACAGCAAAUGGGCAAAAGAGUGUACCCAGGAGAAGGGCAAGAUGAACCUACAGCUGCAGCUGAGUAACUCCAGCUUUACUGAGGAGGAAGAAGUUCUCAUCCUGGUGGAUGUUGAGGAGGUGCCCAAGCAGAACAGUGACACCUCCACAUCUACAAACAUCUCCUCACAGCUCCCUACUCAGAUCAGUCUGAGCCCUGAGACCGAGCCAGCCACACUGCCGUACCCUCUGACCACGUACAUCAAGAGCCUCUCCCACGACUCGGAGCGCUCCGACCAAACACAGACCUCUCUGGACACAAACACAACCACUGACUACAUCUCAUCACAUGGGCUGGAAAACAUGGAGGAGGACGAUCAGGAGGAGGAGGAAGAGUUUGCAGAAAUGCUAGGUUUCUUCCCAAGUCACAAUGUCUUCAUAGAGCCGUUGGGCUUUGGAGGAAAGUUGACUCUGGAUGCGGUCAAAAUUGACUGUAGUGACUUCUUUAAGAACAGUUAGUGUCAGCCUGAAACCAGAACUCUGAUGAGAUGAGGUCUGAGUGGGAACAACUUUGAGAAGAAGAACUGAUGAAAGAAAUGAAAGAGACUGGACAAAAUAACGGGAGGUGGUGCCUGAAUUCUUUUUUUCUUUUCCAGUGUCUUUUUUCCAGUGUGGAUCACACACGGAGCUGGGAGGUGCAUGACCUACCUGUUUGCUUGUUGAAAUCAGAACUGAACAUAAACAGCUGUCUUGUGGUAGGCAGAGCUGUUGCGCAGUAAUAAUUUUUGACUAAAGAUGUACUUUUUUUUUUUCAUUUUAUGCAUUAUCAUUGUUUUUUCUCUUCAGAAUGGCUAUAGACACACUAAUACCACGACCAAAAUGAACACAGCAGGAGCUGCAUGAGCAUAUCAGAUGUGGGAAUUUCUGCCUGCCUGAAUUGAGGUAUAUGAAAAAGGCUUCAUCCUGAUGCUGACAGCACUGAUUGGCCUUUUUCACAGCAGAUAUUUUGACUUGUCAUGGUAGUAAAAGCACAGGUGUUAAUCACUAACAUUAACACUGUCGUACUAUGACCUGUCAGAAUGUCUUUUGUCAAGACUCAAAACACACUCGCAAGCAUUGAUGACCAUCCUGUAUAUUGUCUGUGCUUUUAAAUACACCUAUGCUACCUCAAUCUUAGCUCGUCCAAACCAUUAGAAAGUUAAAUUGUGUCUUAGGUUUGUUAGUGUUGCAGGUAAAAUGGUGCUAAUAAUGUUGUUGCUGAAGAACAAAAUCACAAUCAAUUAGAAAACCAUGUGCAAAAUUUUAAAAUAUAUUUUUGAUGAAACUUUGAUAAAAGGAAAUAUUUGGGAACAGUACAGCCAUGCUAGCAGCUUCGACUCACUUUAACGCAUAUAGAAACUUAUUUAAUUGUGCAGCUUUAUUGGGAGUCUGAUUUGUCAAUUUUAAUAUCAAUUAAAAUAAAAGAUUUCAUCCUUUGCACGUGGCAGCACUAACCAUCUGUAUGCAGUUAGAUUAAGUCUUUUUUUUAAAGCCUUAAUGUCUUCUCUUCUGUGGCCCACAGAGGAACACUGACUUGAUUAUCAGGGUGGUUUAAAAGUGUGUUUAUCAGCAUUGGACGCACAUGAAGCACUGGCAUGCAAGAACUUACUGUUGAGCUUUGACACAUUUUGCAAACCUAGUUUAAUAAAAUCCUGAGGCAGAAGGUGACCAUUUGAAAUUCUUACGAGGUUUUUCCACAAAAGAUUUCUGUGUGGACACUCACC
Xiphias gladius (swordfish) is the source of this 3893-nucleotide messenger RNA. It is a transcript of the gene il12rb2, whose product is annotated as interleukin 12 receptor, beta 2a. The transcript is spliced from 16 exons. Lineage: Eukaryota; Metazoa; Chordata; Actinopteri; Istiophoriformes; Xiphiidae. Gene Ontology annotation, cellular component: membrane. Gene Ontology annotation, molecular function: protein binding; cytokine receptor activity. The record is from RefSeq and is a predicted model, not a curated record. The coding region runs from base 163 to 2649 and encodes 828 amino acids.